Messenger RNA from Uloborus diversus, 2221 nucleotides. RefSeq names its product motile sperm domain-containing protein 2-like. Lineage: Eukaryota; Metazoa; Arthropoda; Arachnida; Araneae; Uloboridae. The coding region runs from base 44 to 1537 and encodes 497 amino acids. The transcript is spliced from 15 exons. The record is from RefSeq and is a predicted model, not a curated record.
UUAGUGUGUGGUUUGAAGGUGUCUGCUAAAAUAGUUCACGAGAAUGGUUGUUCCAGUGGACGUUAACGAAAACGAAGAAUUGCAUGUGCAAUUAAGAAGGAAAUUUUUCGAAAGUUUAAGUACUUCUGGGAAUAAUGACGAUUAUGAAGAAGAGGAUCUUGAGCGAUUUAGGAAUGAUGAUCAUUAUUGCAAAAGAUUCAUCUUGCACAAAAAAGGUGAUCUUGAAGCAGCUUUAGAAAUGGUACACGAAUCUUUGAAAUGGAGGAAAUCUUUUGGAGUGAAAAAUGUUAACCAAGCUUCUAUACCUAUUGAAUUUUUCCAAGCCAAAGCAGUGUUCCCUUACAAUAAAGAUAAAGAAGGAAAUCCGAUAAUUAUGAUUCUUGUUAGGUUUCACAAAAAAGCUCCAGAAUUUGCAGAACUUUUGAGGAAAUUUGUCAUCUACUGGGUAGAGUUAAUGGAAGAACAAACAAGUGGUGGCCACAUGACAGUGAUUAUGAGUUGUGAAGGAGCUGGAUUAAGUAAUCUUGACUUAGAUCUUAUAAAGUUUCUCAUUACAUUGUUCAGAUCCUACUAUCCUGACAGUUUAGCUCACAUUCUCAUCUAUGAAUUUCCAUGGAUCUUGAAUCCUGCCUGGAAAAUAAUCAAAGCCUGGUUGCCUCAGGAUUUUGUGGAGAAAAUUAAAUUUGUAAACAAAACUUCCUUGCUGGAGUAUGUCACUACAGAUUGCUUGCCUGUUGACAUGGGUGGCACAGACACCAGAGAGUAUGAGCCUCCUACUGAAAAUGAUAUCAACAGCAAUGAAAUUUCACCAGAACCUAAAAGGGUACAUUUCUCACAUCGUGAAUCUACAGGAAGGCACAAAAGUAUUGCAAAUGGACAUGCUGGUGGUAUUUCCCGAGGUAGUGCUGGAGAAGUAGUUAUUACAGAUGACUACACGAUGAUUGGUGGGAUAAUGAAAAUUCAACCAGCUACAGAGCUUAAGUUUCUUCCUCCACGUGAAGCUGUGAGAGACGUUGUUAUUAAACUGUCUUGUGAAUCUGAUAAAGCUAUAUCUUAUAAGGUAAAAACCAAUAAUAUUGAAAGCUACCGUGUAAAGCCUUCAUUAGGAGUUAUAGAGCCUGGUAAAAGUAUUGAAAUCACUGUCAAUCUCCUUCCAGGAUUUCAUCCUCUACCUUCUGACAAAUUUUUGAUAAUGGCAAUGAAACUUGAUGAUUCUGCUCAAACUAUGGCCAAUUUGAAUUCAAUGUGGAAGGCAGCUUCUCCUGAUAAUGUUGCAGAUCAUAAAUUAAAAUGUGUUUUGAAGAAGGAUCAAUCUGAAGAUGAAGAAGUAGAUGUUGGCAAAUCUUUAAAAAACAUCAAUCUCAUUUUGGCAAACAUAGAAAAAAAAGUCCAAUCCUUGGACACAAAACAAGCUUCCAUCAGAUUGCAACAGAGAUUUCUGCUCGCCAUUGCUAUGUUUAUGAGUGCAUUACUUUUAUCUCAUAUUUUUAUGUCUGAAGAUUCACCACUAGUUGCACUUUUAUCGAAAUUGCUCUGAAUUUCUACUUAAAAAAUAUUUCUUGUAUUAGCAAUAUAUUUUAGCAGUAUUUUUCUUAAUAUUCGUAUUUGGGAUAACUUUUUCUGUUUUAUGUGGUUUUGUAUUGUGAUAUAUGUAUAUAUAUUGUUUCUAAGAAUUGUACAAAUUUCAUUUUAUAUUUGUUACGUUCUCUUUUAACUUGGAAUUCAGCUGUGCUGCUUUUCAUACUUAAGCUUAGCAGUUAUUUUCACUGUUCGUGUAUUUAUUCUUAAGAGCUCAUUUUGAUGUGAUUUUGUAUCAUUGAUGCUAUUUGACGUCACAUUGGUGCUAAUGGUGAUAGGCCUAAAUUGCUGUCUAUAUUGCAGCCAAACUUAAGUAACUUUUCCGUCUGUACAUAAUUUAAAGUUUGCUGUUUUGAGAUGUUCUGAAUUUUUUUACUCUGUACAUAGAUUUUCAGACAGAACUUGAGCCUUAAAUUAUUUACCUGCUUUUGGAUGGAGAUUUGUGAGUUAGAUGUAUUGUUCCUGAGUUUUAGAGUAUUUUAUAAUGUUUAUCAUGUUAAAUAAAUUUUAUAUGAAUUAUACAGAUUUUGUUUUUAUACAUGUAUUCGGAGAAACUGGUUUGUAGCAAUCUUAAAAGUAUACUGUUAAAUGAAGUUAUAUUGAUUUUUGAUAUCAUUAUUUACAAAGCAAAAUAAAAUUUUGA